Mesoplodon densirostris (Blainville's beaked whale) is the source of this 2285-nucleotide messenger RNA. RefSeq names its product serpin family B member 3 (gene SERPINB3). Gene Ontology annotation, biological process: negative regulation of endopeptidase activity. The transcript has 12 exons. Gene Ontology annotation, molecular function: serine-type endopeptidase inhibitor activity. The coding region runs from base 496 to 1803 and encodes 435 amino acids. The record is from RefSeq and is a predicted model, not a curated record. NCBI's taxonomy places the organism in Eukaryota, Metazoa, Chordata, Mammalia, Artiodactyla, Ziphiidae.
GAUGUACCUUUACCUAAAGGCAAUCGACUAUUUAUUUUGAAGAAUACUUGCUAGAUUUUCUACGACUAAUAAGCCAUUUAUGAUCGCAGAAAAGUUCACCAUUAUUUGGAGCACCAGACUUUAAAAAAAUAUAUUUUACUGUGCCUAUGGAUUGGAUUUAACCGUGAAGUAACCAAGAUCCUAGAAGAAAGUCAGGCUCCUUCUACAGUUUCCUAAACUACAAAGUCGCUGCCAGCCCAGGGGAUCUUCACACUGAGAACUUUCCAAGUCCACCAUGUUGCAGCUCUGGUCUCGGUGCUUAUUCCUGCCAGUUUAGGAGGUCUUCCAUGAGACCUGAGAUUCCACAUUUCCAACAAACUCCUUGGUGAUGGAUCCCCCAUAGACCAGAUGCUGCUGUUCUGAGGACCACACUAGACUUCAUGCUCAUGAAGCUGAUGAGUAGCCUGGUGAAGAAAUCAGAAGCUGCUUUACUUGAAAUACCAGCUGCUGUGAAGGAUGGGAGGCGGCAAGAGAGAGCUAUAUAGUCCAGACCUGACGAUUCAUAGCACAUCAGCUCACAGGUUGUCUGCCCACCUCUGCUUCCUCCAGGCUCACAGGAGUUCCAGACUACACCGAGCCACCAUGAGUUCACUCGGUGAAGCAAUCAUCCACUUUGCAGUCGACCUGUUCCAACAGAUCAGACAAUCAGAGAAGGAAAAUAUCUUCUUUUCCCCUUUGAGUAUCAUGUCAGCCUUAGCCAUGACUUCCUUGGGGGCCCAAGGACACACCGCAUCAGAAAUCCUGAAGGUCCUGCACUCAAAUGAAAACGCAGAGGACACAAUAGGAGGAGGAGCUACAAGAGAUCCCGUUGAAAAGCCAGGAGAUAUGCAUCAUCAAUUUCAAAACCUUCUGACUGAGUUCAAGAAACCCACUGAUGCCUAUGAGCUGAACAUAGCCAACAGGCUCUAUGGAGCAAAGCCUCUUCUGUUUCUUCAGGCAUACAUGGAUAAUAUUGAGAAAUUUUACCUAGCCAGUGUGGAAUCUGCUGAUUUUGUCAGUGCUGCAGAAGAAAGCCGGAAGAUGAUUAAUUCCUGGGUGGAAAGCCAAACUAAUGAAAAAAUCAAGGAUCUCUUUCCCGAAGGCACUCUUGGUAGCACGACCAUUCUGGUUCUGGUGAACGCAGUCUAUUUCAAAGGGCAGUGGUGCCAGGAAUUUAAGAAAGAAAAUACUGGGGAGGAAAAAUUUUGGCUGAACAAGGAUACAAGCAAAUCUGUGCAGAUGAUGAAACAAACCAGUCAUUUCAAUUUCACGUCACUGGAGGACAUGCAAGUCAAGAUCCUGGAAAUACCAUACAAAGGCCAAGAGCUAAGCAUGAUGGUGCUGCUGCCCAAUGACGUAGAUGGUCUGCAGAAGCUUGAAGAUCAACUCACUGCUGAGAAGUUAAUAGAGUGGACGAGCCCACAGAAUAUGAAGGAGUUACAAGUGGAUUUAUACCUACCUCGGUUCAAAGUGGAGGAGAGCUAUUCCCUCAAGCCCACGCUGAUAGCCCUGGGGAUGGUGGACGCCUUCAGUCUGGGGAAAGCCGACUUCUCAGGCAUGACCGGGGGACAAGGUCUGGUGUUGUCAAAAGUCCUCCACAAGUCCUUCGUGGAGGUGAAUGAGGAGGGCACAGAGGCUGCAGCUUCGACUGGAGUAGAAGUUCGUUUAACAUCAAGACCAACUACAGACAGUUUCCGUUGUGACCACCCUUUCCUGUUCUUCAUCAAGCACAACAAGACCAACAGCCUCCUCUUCUAUGGCAGAGUCUCUUCCCCUGAGAUGUGAUUAGCCAGCAGCUACACUUGGGGGACAUUCACAGAGCUGUUCCUGAACCUUGAUUGCUGGAAGUAACAGGUUGUCUUUGAUUCAUUUUCCUUUCCAAACUCAUAGUCAUCACUAAGAAUGUGUUGGUUGAAAUACCAUGUCUGUCUGUUUCUCUUUUUCUACAAACCCAUGUAAACCUACUGUAUCUCCCCAUGGUAACUCCCAUGUGGACAAAAUGUUCAAGAUAUGAUAAAAGGAUAUUUCAACACUCUAUCUUCACCUGAAUUUGAAAUAACAUAGCUGCUGUUUCAAACAUCGUAUCUACUAUUCAAACCUACUCACCUAGACACCCACAUUUAUUUGAAUUUAAGUGAUCUGUGGAACGCUUACAUGCCAAAAAUUUUUCCUCUUAUAAAAUACAUUAUCAAUAAUAUAGUACUUAUUCAUGCUACCUGUUGCUUUUCCUUUUUUUGCUUUCUUUCUUUUCAACAAAGUGCAAGUGG